GCUGCUUCAGUGGUGUAAUCACUCCUCUAGUGCAGCCCAUGGUGCAGCCGCAGAGCUGUAAGACGGUGAAGACUUCUCCCUCACAUGCGACAGAGGGCGGAAUAAAGGAGCACUCGACACUCGAGGAAACAAACAAGUAGACUUGAAAGCAGGAAAUAAGAUCUGGGGUCCCGGUCUGGAAAAGAGAUAGAAUACCUCUAUUGGCCACGCCCACGGCACACUUUUGGCCGAGGAAACCUGCUGAGCCUGCCCUCAACACCAGCUUUAGUGGAGACAGUGCUGUACGCUGCAAUGGCUCUGUUGACACUGCACAGGCUCCCAUCCAUCUCCGCCGCUCCUGAUGAAAGCCACCAAAGAAGAGGGAGACUUCAGAAAAGGGAGAGCUUUGCCCUUGUGAAGGGGGCAGUCCUUCUGCUGGAAGAGGGCGACCGGUUGAGCCUCGAUGAAGAGACUUUUGCCACUCCACCGUCUCCUGUGAAGGAAGGCGGUGGAGCUCCAGACAGACGGCGCAGACACCUUCACGCCAUGAUUCAACAGCUCCGACCAGAAGACACCGUGAAGCUGGCGGUGCAGUUGGAGUCCGUCAGCUCGGUCAGAGUCAGGUAUCUGAUCGUUGUCUCCACCCUUGGCAACAAACAAGAGAGCACCCUGCUGGGCAUGGAUUUCCCCAACCCAGACAGCGAUCAGUGCACCAUCGGCCUGGUUCUGCCAGUAUGGAGCGACACACAAGUGUAUCUGGACGGAGACGGCGGUUUUAGCGUGACCACAGCUGAAGAUAUCAGAAUUUUUAAGCCUGUUUCCAUGCAGACCAUGUGGUCAGUGCUGCAGGCUUUGCACGGGUGCUGCGAGCGGGCGGUCAAUGCAGCGCUGAUCCCAGGCAAUGGCCUGGAGUGGGCCCAGCACUACCACCAGCACAUCGAGUCGGACCGCCUAUGCCUCAACGAGUGGGAGGUCUUGAACGACUUGGAGUCGGUCCGCAGGGACAGUUAUGGAGACGGUUCGGCAGAGAGACUUUCCAACGAGGGGCUGAUCAAAGAGCACCUGAGAGACGUCAUGAGGACAGAAGACCUGGACAACCUCACGUCUAAAAUGGUGCACUCUGCCCUAGAGACCAGGAUAGGCUUCGACAUGAGUCCCUUUAAGGAGUACAUCGACAAUGAGAUCUUGGUCACCAUGGCUCAGAUGGACAAACCCUCCAAAAUAUUUGACUUCCUUUACCUGGGCUCUGAGUGGAAUGCAGCUAACAUUGAGGAGCUGCAGAAAAACAACGUGGGCUACAUUCUGAAUGUGACGAGGGAAAUUGACAACUUUUUCCCAGAGUCCUUCACUUAUAUGAACAUCAGACUGUACGAUGUGGAAGCCAGCGACCUGCUCCCUCACUGGACAGACACAUACAACUUCAUCAACACAGCCAGGAAACGAGGACGGGCCGUGUUGGUGCACUGUAAGAUGGGCGUUUCUCGCUCCGCUUCCACGGUGAUUGCCUACGCCAUGAAGCAGCAUCGCUGGACUCUGGAUAUGGCGUUGGCCUAUGUUAGGGAUUGCCGGUCCAUCAUCAAGCCCAACGAAGGCUUCACGAAACAGCUGCAGACUUACAACGGCAUCCUAAAUGCGAGCCAGCAGCGUCACAGCAGACUCUGGAGGCGAAAGUCAAGAGACCAAAGACAAAAGUCAGUACGUGAGGAGGGAGGUGAGGAUGAGGAUGAGGAGGAGGGGGAUGAGGAGGAGGAGGAGGAAGAUGAAGAUGAUGAUGAUGAGGAGGGUGACGAGGAGGAUAUAGAGAAUCCAGAUGAAAAAGAUUCAAGUAGCCCAGAUGAAAAUGAUGAUCCAGAGGGGGACAUACAGGUGUUUGAAGAGCCUACCCCCCAACCUGAGACCAACCAGGGCCUCGGGCCGACAGGAGCCCCUGUUAUCACAAUAAGUGAGCCGCACAUGGUUUCUCCGAGCGUUAAUCGCAGCGGCAGGAUGAACCUCUUCUCCCUCAUGCAGUCCAUCAGUGAUGAGGAUAAAGGACGUGAACAGCUGCCUGGCAGUCCGAGGCGAUCUCCAGUGCAGCGGAUGUGUAGCCAAGGGCGGCGGGGUCUGAUUCACCAGAGAGCGUGUGUGGAUGUUUCACCUGAACCACGGAGCCUGCCGGAUGCCAGUCAAAGCAAACCCUAAACGGAUGGAAGAGCGGGGAGUUACAGGAGGGCGGGGGGGGCCUUAAAAGGAGGCAGAGGAAGAAUUAGAUAGUGUGGGGGGGGGGGGGGGAUUUUUUUUUUUUUUUUUUUUGUAUACACUGAUACGCUUUGGCUUUAUAUUUUAGGUUAUUUAGAUGAUGAAAGUUUUAAUUUAUGUUUCGUUGCAUAUCUCUGUUAAUAAUGUUAUCGCUGAUGGUUCACUGCUGAUAAAAGGAUCUUGCUGUAAUAUUGCUAAACCAAUGAAAGCCAGGAUAUGUGAUGGGUUAUUAUCACUGUCCAUUGCUGUAUUAUUACAUAACAUAUCCUACCACACACAGACCUACCGGUCUCUCCCCCCCUUGUUCCCUCUUCCCUUCUUCAGCUCUCGCAUCACCACUCCAGAGAUGAUAUCUAUGCAAUUACUGUGUUCCUAUUUCUUUUCCUCUAAAUAUGAGGCUGUAUGCUGCCAAUCCAAGGUAGAUGGUUUUUAAAAACAAUUCAUAUUGUCUCUUAUUGCUCUCACGUUAGUUGUGGACAUGAGGAAGUUUUAACUUUAUCUAAGCUGUGAUUCACGGAUCAUGUCGGGGCCAGUUUUAUCGCACAAGCCUGUUUGCCAAACAGUGUGUUCCAAUGUGCCAAUGAUUAUAUUAAAUUAAAAAUCUUUAUCAUGUCAGUACGUUAAGAACCAAUGUCCCCCAUUUUAUUUGUAUUCAUUCUACUUAAACACCAGGGCUGUACGAGUGCCUUCAACCUGAGAAUGAAAUACAACAUAUGAAUGACUGGUGUUUUUAUUAUGAGGUGGUGGCUGCAUAUUGUAUACGAGUCUUGUGCUGUUUCUCUGAUUACAGUAUAAAUGUGACUGCUCAAAGUGUUUGCGUGUAUGCAUAAAUACAAAGUAUAGAUGUAUCAACAAAUAAUUGCCGGGUGCAUGUUUUGUGUUUUUAUACCAACAUGGGAGAGCAAAACGUUCAGGGUUUUCUCAUGUAGUGAUAUAGACAUUUAAUGGAUUGAGGUAAGUUAUUCAAAAUACUGUUUUCAGACUUAUCACUGGAUGCUGAUGUGGAAUAUUCUGUGUUCAUGCUGGUAUUAUUUGUAUCGAGUGAACCCAAGCUAAAGCCUAUUUACUUCAUUUCACCUGCACUUUAUAACCCCAACACACACUGUCCCCACUGCCUGAGUCAACAUCACACUGUACUAUGAAGCUCUCCACUGUCUGCACCUCACUCUUGUUUACAACAAACACUAUGAGUGAAAACAAUAAAUGAUUAUACUCAAACCAAA
Anarrhichthys ocellatus (wolf-eel) is the source of this 3440-nucleotide messenger RNA. Its product is annotated as protein phosphatase Slingshot homolog 3. NCBI's taxonomy places the organism in Eukaryota, Metazoa, Chordata, Actinopteri, Perciformes, Anarhichadidae. The coding region runs from base 292 to 2160 and encodes 622 amino acids. The record is from RefSeq and is a predicted model, not a curated record. Gene Ontology annotation, molecular function: actin binding; phosphatase activity. The transcript has 17 exons. Gene Ontology annotation, biological process: negative regulation of actin filament polymerization; protein dephosphorylation.